GUCGGAAUGUGGAAAAUGGCUGUUUGUAUGUAGACUUGUAGAACUCUAGUUACAAAAUAUACGCGAAAAUCUUGCAGUGCCGCGAAAGUGAGUAAUUUUCACAAUAUUAUGUGCAGACAUCCUGUGCUCUUGGUUGUUCAUCAAUAAGAAUCCCACUAGAUCUACAAGGUGUCAAUGAUGACAGACACCACGGCAAGCUCGCCGACUGACGACACAUCGGCAGCAUGUGUUCCGCACAUCAAGAAAGAGCUUGAGGCAUUUGUAGACUGUUCGCCAUCGAACAGCGAUGUCUACUCUCCUACCACAACCGUAAUGCCAGAACCUAGCAUCAUUUCACCAUGCAGUAAGAUUGAAUACGGCACUUUAAGUUACGAAAGAAAACUUAGCUCACCAGGCAGCCCUGAACGACAGUAUUGCUCUUCAACAACACAACCUCACACAGACUCAGGAUUGGGACAUAUAGAGGGAGAAAUAAAAGAAGACGAUUCACCUCGAAGAUUAUGUCUAGUUUGUGGGGAUGUGGCAUCUGGAUUUCACUAUGGUGUUGCUUCUUGUGAAGCUUGUAAAGCAUUUUUCAAAAGAACGAUUCAAGGUAACAUCGAAUAUACUUGUCCAGCAUCGGGUGAAUGCGAAAUCAACAAACGAAGACGAAAGGCCUGUCAGGCGUGUCGAUUUCGAAAGUGUCUCAGAUCGGGAAUGCUGAAAGAGGGUGUUAGGCUUGACAGGGUAAGAGGUGGCAGGCAGAAGUACAGGAGAAAUCCAGAAAGUCCAUAUCAAGUUCAAGUAGUCAACGCGCAGAGACCUAUGCUGAUGUUAGAAGAUAUAAAAAUGUUGGAAGCAUUGGCAAGCUGCGAACCUGACUGUUUAGAUACAAACGCGGCACUAGAUACCUCAUCAAAGCACAAGACGUUAUCUAUUCUGAGCGACCUUUAUGAUAGGGAACUAGUUGGUAUUAUAGGAUGGGCGAAGCAGAUUCCUGGAUUCACAGAUCUGUCUCUCAAUGAUCAGAUGCGAUUGCUCCAAAGUACUUGGGCGGAAAUCCUAACGCUAACAUUGGCCUUCCGAAGUCUCCCGUUGAUUGGUCUUGGCAGGCUAAAGUUUGCUGUGGACUUUUCCUUAGACGAGAAGCAAAGUAGGGACUGCGGGGCUACAGAACUCUACCAAACGUGUUGUCACGUGGUAGAAAGGUUGGAAAGUUUGAACAUCCUCAAAGAAGAAUACUACCUAUUAAAAGCUCUUGUCUUAACAAACUCGGAUGUGAAGAUUGACGAGUAUCAGGCGUUGAAAAAAUUUAGAGGUUCGAUUUUGUCUGCCCUGUCUGAUGCCAUCGGAAUUUUGAGGCCAACAGGCGUAUUGAACCAAGUCCAACAACUCUUACUUUGCCUACCCGCAUUGCGACAAGCAAACUACGUAGUUCGACGUUUCUGGUCAGAUGUCCACCAACAGGACUUGGUGCCAAUGAACAAACUGUUCCUGGAGAUGCUCGAAGCAUAUUCGCGGUGAUAAGAUGUUAUUUUGUUAUCAGAAGGUGAUAAAACGUCGGUGCAAGAUGUGCAUUGCGCAUGUGCGGGUCUCCUUCCUACAGGAAAAUUUGUGCUCGAUCGCCCGUUUGUGUUAUUAGUUGCGUCAUUGAAGGUUUUCUUAGGAAGUCAAUGAGAACAAUUCCGAUUUUGAUUUUUUAAAUUUCCGUUUUUAACUAUUUGAAAUCAGAAACCUUCCAGAAGGUUUUCGGCUUUGAUGGAUGGCCGAGACCAGAAAUCCGUUCAUUUCGGCUAGUCGGAGUCCAAAUCACCGAGGACUUGAUUUGGCAUGAACAAUCGUGACAGCUGCUGGGGAAAAGCUAGCUUAUUUGUUUAAUUUUCAAAUUAUUCAAUAUAUUCAUUGUUGUAAAAAUGUUCAGAAUUUCCAAUUUUGGAAUAUGUGGCUGAGAUAAAUGUAGAUUUUAAUCUCAAGACUGUCGAGAAGCUUUGCGACGACUUUUUCUCGUCUUCCAUUAUUGAAAUUAUUCGAUGAACUUAUAUCUCUUUUGCUCCGAAUGCGUUCUCCCUCUCUCGUGUGCGCAAUCCCAGCAAAUCCUCAUAUCUCUUCCUACAAAAGUCAUUUGAGAAAAACAAAUAUUCAGUAGGGUCCUUUAGGGGGCUGAAUCCCCGUAGGGGAGCCCCCUGAUAUAUUGACAUAUUAUUUUGGAAUAUCCUGUACACGUUGCACAAAUAUUGUUAAAACAUGUUUCCCCUCUGGAAGGUUUCUAAUCUUGAGCAACAUAGAAAUUAAAAAAAAAAGAAUCAUAAAAUCGUACCAGUUCUCGUUGCUUUUUUUUGUCUUUGACACGACUAAUAUGGCGCCGAAUGAUUUGGUUUGGUUGUUUUUGCGUGGAAUGGUUCGUAUACGAUACGAUAUAUUCUUUUAUAGUUUAGCUCCUUCUCGGUAGUUGUGAAGAUCUUUGCACCUCCUCACAUGGAUCCUUUUAUUUGCAAAACUCGAUCAAUAAAAGUCCAAAAACAGUUAUUUGAGUUCAUAUGCGCAUGAUAUUAACUGUUUUAAAUGUAUAGUUCACAUCAAACUUAAGGUGACUGUUUACAUCUUUUUUUCUUUGCUUCUGCAGUCAAUAACAGGUGCAAUGAAGGGUGAUCCAACUGCAGCACUUAAAACCAUGGUGGACCUCCCACUGAAUAUGUAAUAAUGCGGGAGGUGAGAAUGAGCUUCUCUAGGAUACAGCUACAGCCAAUGGGAAGAUAUGAGGAGUUUGGACAUAAUCAAAUAAGGAAAUGUAUUGUCGGACAGUGGUAGUUCUACUCGGUGAUUUCAAUGCCCAUAAUGAGCUUUGGUUGGGCUCAAACAAGACCGAUGCAGCAGGUCGUGCAGUCGAAGCGUUCGCUCUUACUCAUGGGCUGACCCAGCUGGUGACGAGCCCUACUUUUUCCCCCGCGUCUCGUCACACGCCAGUAGCCUGCUAAAUCUCUUGCUGACCACGCAUCCUGUCCCUUACAGCACGGAUGUCCUGUCCCCCCUGGGUAACUCAUACCACGGUGUUGUGGAGGUUAGGUUUCGGUCAGAACCCGCUGUGGCAGCAGAAACUCGUACAGGCCGCAAAACUUGGCAUUACGGACAUGCCGACUGGGAGGGGCUCAGAGACUUCUUCUAUAGCUUUCCUUGGAAAGAUGUCUGUUUCACAGACGCGGAUGCGUCGGCUGUCUGUUCUUCGAUAACCGAAAUUAUCCACGUCGGAGUGGAGGAAUACAUCCCUCACACAGUGAAAGUGCCUAGACCAGGGUCCAACGGCUGGUUUAACAAAUCGUGUGACGCUGCUCGCCAGCAGAAGAUCAAGGCACACAGAAACUUCUUACAAAACCCCACUGUAGAGAACAGACAAGCCGACGUUGAGUCCAGAAACAAAUAUAAAGAAGCAGUGCGCAAUGCCAAAAACCAGCACGAUAUAACAGUUAGGCCCAGGGUAAUGUCGCAGCGCAAUGGCAGUCGGUCUUUCUGGACGCUGGCCAGACAGAUUGAAAAGAACUUCUCACACAGUAGCCUUCCACUACUUACGUGUCAGGAUGGAACUAUUGUAUUCAAGUAAAAACCAAGGCGGAAGUGCUAGCCAAGAUCUUUGCUGCCAACUCCACCAUGGACGUUCCCCCCAACGCCCAAGUGCCAUCAAUUCAAAGGGUUCCCUACACUAUGCGGGAGGUAACAUUCAGGCAUAAGACCGUAAGACGAGUGCUCUUGUCGCUCGACAUCAACAAAGCUUCUGGUCCGGACUUGAUUCCUGCCAUUGUACUGAAGAGGUGUGCAGCGGAGCUUGCUCCAGUUCUUUCGCGUCUCUUCCAGAUAUCUUAUGAAUCCGGCACCUUCCCAGAAAACUGGAAAUUUGCUCAUGUCCAACCCAUCCCAAAAAAGGGAUCUAAGACCGACCCUUACAACUACAGGCCUAUAGCUCUGCUUUCUGUUUUAAGUAAGGUGAUGGAGAGGUGCAUAAAUCGCGAGCUUCUGGACUAUCUCGAACGUCACAGCUUGAUUAGCGACAGGCAGUAUGGUUUCCGGCACCAACGAACCACAGGGGACCUCAAUCGUCACUCAAUUCUGGAAUAAACUCAUCCAGUCUUAUGGUGAGUCUCAUGUCGUUGCUCUUGACAUCACGAAAGCGUUCGAUCAGCUGUGGCACGCUACCCUCUUAAGCAAACUUCCAUCUUAUGGCCUCCCAGAAAAGCUUUGCAGAUGGGUGGCUGACUUUAUCUCUGGCCACAAGAUAUCCGUCGUAAUUGAUGGGUUCUUCAUCCCAUAACGUCAACGCGGGUGUUCCCCAGGGAUCGGUCUUGGCUCCGACACUGUUUCUCUUACAUAUUAACGACCUCCUUUACUGCACGAUCCCUAGCAAUGACUUCUUCUCUGACAAGAGACCUGGAGGCUAUCACUGCUUGGGGACGCAACAAUCUUGUACAGUUCAAUGCUUCCAAAACACAGUACUGUACUUUGACGAACAAAAAACGUCUCUGCGCUCGCUCGGUUUCGAUGGAUGGCCGAGUUCUGCCAAAGAGCCAUUCAUUUCGGCUGGUCGGAGUCCAGAUCACCGAGGACCUGAUCUGGCACGAAAACAUCUCGUCAAUAGCUGUAGCCGCUGGGAAAAAGCUAGGCUAUUUAUUUAGGGCUAAAAAGUACUUUUCUCCGCAUGACCUUCUCACUCUGUACAAGGCUCAAAUAAGGCCUGGCCUCGAGCAUUGCUCAGACGUUUGGGGUGCUGACGCCCCGACUACAUUAUCCAUGCUCGAUGCUGUCCAGAGCAGGGCGGUCCGACUGGUCGAUGACUCUCCUCUAACAGUCUCGGGACUCUUUCGCACCGGCGGGCUGUCGGCGAUCUAGCUCUUUUCUACCGUUACACCAACGGGCUUUGCUCCUCAGACCUCUCUUCCAUGAUGCCACCGCGCGAUGUGCCUGCCAGACAGACCCGUCUGACUUUGGCGUCCCAUCCUAACCGUGUCGGAACUUCGUACAUCCAGAACUGGCCGAUACGACCGCUCUUUUGUCCCGAGGGUGUCGAGAUUGUGGAACAAUCUACAAGAGGAAGCUUUUCUCAGUUCUAUUAACCUUAGGCAGUUCAAAAAUCGUACUAACAAAAUUUCUUUGGGAUGAUCAUAGCAGCCGCGUUGUUCCGGCAUUUAGGCUUCUGCUUGCGCAGCUGCUUCUAUAUAAAAAAAAGAAAUAAAAAACGUCGAUGCGAUGAAAGAUCACAUAGAUCCCAGACUUGUAUUUAAAAAGAACUUCGAGGCCAAAAUGUAAAUUCUAACGAAAUACUAAAGGCACAAUCUGCAGGCGGAAACUACAUGGUACACUGAUGGGUUCAAAAACUGAACAGGGUUCAGGUGCAUGCCAUUUUGAGUCGGACUGACCCAUCAACAAAGGGCUGGUUGGUCACAAGUCUAAAUGGUGACGUCACGCCAUUUGCUUUCCGUUUCGAAUUUUAAAUUUAACGUGUAUUUCCCCAUUGUUUAUAAUCUAAUACUGAUAAUUUUGUAGCGCUCAAGUAUAAAAUGAGAUGUAAGGUGUCAUCCUCUAGCAAUAUAGACUAUAAGUAAUUGACCGAUAUUUGAUCACAUGCACAUUCCCUAUUAUAAUGGAAGCUAUUACAGAUCCAGAAAUAUGUUGAAAGUGCUGAAGUUCCCUGGGUCGAUGCCAAUAUCUACAUUGAAAACAGUUAAUAUCACAUGGUCAUAAAUAAUUAUUUCGCAUUUUUUUAUUGAUAUAGUAAAUUUGCAACCGUACCAUUAUGAGGAAGUACCAAGAUGAUCCACUUGAUACUAUAUGUAAUACAAGUCGUAAACAGAUCGGGAAAUUCGAUAUUUUGGCUCUUUCGUGCCGAUUCCAAGUACCAACACUAAAGACUUAAUAGGCAUUAAGGUAUUACCAUUGUGAAGGGUCUCCCCAACUGCCCCCGAAUAAACACACAACACACCUAAAACCAUCCAAAAUCUGACUGUAAGUGUACCGACAGACACUGGAUUUAUCAGCUUUUUUGUCAUAUAUUCCAUAAACUCGGUACAGGUUUACGCUUCAACUACAUUUUUUAAUGGUGUGCCAUUACAAAAAUAAAUGUUAUGACAGAUUUAUCAACUUCCGAGCCAAAUGUUUCAAAAAAGGGGUCGGCGGUUCUUCAAAUAUUGAAAUGUGUGUCUUAUGCCCCUCAUGCUUCAUAUCAGUUUUAUAAAUAUUUUUUCCCGCGAAAAGUGUGAUUUAUAACUUUAUGGGAAGAAAAGUUAUUCGUAAAACAUUUAAGUGAUCCUCCAGCUUUUAGGACCCUACGUGGGAGAUUACGCAAUUUUUCCUAACCCAACUAUCCUGCUAACUCCACCACAAAGUCACUUGGCUAUUAGCUCCCUCAAGUGUGUUUUUUCAAUUUCUCUCACAAUAUCGUAACGUGUAUGGGCUAUUUUAGGAAAUAUCUAGAUAUUUUUUUCAACCGAAAUUUCCCAUACGCACGAAUCCAAGAUCCUCAACACACACAUGUUUCCCCUUGAAACAUUUUCGACUACGCCUGAAACAAUUAGAAACACCAAAAACGUUGAAGAAAAUAAUACAACAACACUUCAAUCCAAAACUUCACCCGUAAAACAAAAAUAUUACUCGGGAAACAAUAUCUAGACAUUUUCUAAGUGCUUUGAUUGAUUUUCCUUCAGAAUAAAAUAACGUUAAGGCUGUGACAAACUUGCAGGACAAGUAACUGUAAUUUUAUUUAAGUAUAUUGUAUAUUUUUUAAAUGUAGAAGGUCGUGUGAAGAUUUCAUCCCCAGAUUAUUCUUUUUUUCGAUUUAUAUACACAAAAAUUAUAAUAACUAUAAUAGAGAAAAUAUUAUUUUUUGAACAGAUAUUUUAUAUUGCAGUACGAAUAUUUUUGAAACAGAUAAUAGCUAGAUCUCACAUGUCAACUGAUAUACAGGAUGUUUAAGAACACCAUUGCUUCGGAUACUGGAAAAUAGUUGAAAAAACGAUGUUCGCAUUCAAGGGACGACUUCCUUAAAGCACUUAAUAUCAGUGUCCAUUCGAUGUAAACGCCCGCUACAUAAAGCAGUAAAGUGCUGUAAAUUUCUGCAUGCGCCCAAUGUAACCUAGGAAAGGAAUGUCACUGAUUUCAUAAAAAGCCAGCGAACUCAAAAAUCUAACAGCUCAAAAACUAAGCAAAUUUUUGUAGUAUGUAUGCUACAUUCAGUUUAUAUUACCUAUUUUUUGAGCUCAAUAUGGACCCUGUGUAUUACUACAGUUGACAAUAUUAUUGGAAGGAGGGGUAUUGAUGACUAAUCUUGUGAUAACUACAUGGUAUGCUCUAAAAUGGAACUUGAUUGGCAGAGGGAAAUUACACUGUCCUAAUGAUUGAGUACAUUUAUAAAAACCGUACUACCUGAUAAAAAAAGCUAAAAAAGUGUGCUCAAACUACAAGCAAUAAAAAUUCUGCACAAGUUGUGUUUUGGAAUACAUGUAUAAUGAAAAAGUGGAGGAAAAUGAAAACUAUCUUUUGUAACUUGUAAACAAACACAAAUUUUCUUGUAGAUAAAUAUUUUGGAUUGGUCCGACAUAAAGAGAAUAUUAUGUAUAUCAAAAGAAAUCCAGUGAUAGAUAGUAGAUAUUCCUUUAGAUUAGUUUUUAGUUGUGUACAUAGCAAAGAAGGUAUAUUGAUAUUUUUAGUAGAGGUAUAUGAUAUUCUUGAUGCUUUUUUAGAGAUGCAUAGUAUUAUGCAGCUAUGAUCUUUUGGUUGUUUCACGUCAUAUUUUUAGAAAGAACCACGCAGAUCUCUUAUAGAUAAUCAAUCUUUCUUUUAAAAGAAUACAUGAAAAUACUGUUAUAUUGAGCAAAAAUCAAAGAUAUGUUCGUUAUCCAAAAUAGCAUGGUUCUCCUCAAAACUGUUGUGUUUUAAAUAUUAUUUCUUUCUCAAUAAUUAAAAACAAAAAUGAUCUACUCUAUCCCGUGUUGUGCACUAAGAGGUAAUUUUGAUUGUAAUGUUUUCAUCAACAAAAAAUCACAAGAAUUAAAAAUGUUGCUAGUCCUUGGAGAAUAGUUCUAAAUAAAUUCUCACUAUAAAUGUUGGAAAUAUAUUGAGAGAAAUUCGAAAUAAAAGAUAUGUGUGGUUUAACCAUCUUUCUGUGUAUUGAAUGAUAAUGGGUUGUUUGAUAUCUCGUACAUGUAAAGGCGUUUUUGUUAACUUUUUUUGCAAGGAAAAAUUAGAACGCCUAUCUCGCAGAUUUUUGUUCUGUACCAUUAAUAUCUAGUUAUGUGAGAAUUUUUUAAUGUUAUAUUUUAUGCCAGUAUAUUGAUCAGCACAAAUUCAGAUGUACUUAUCAGCUACUCAGAACCAUAUUUUGUUACACCAUUACAAAUCUGAUGAAUAAUAACGUUUUAUAAAAUU
Molecule: messenger RNA, 8385 nt
Organism: Acanthoscelides obtectus
Lineage: Eukaryota; Metazoa; Arthropoda; Insecta; Coleoptera; Chrysomelidae
Source: the annotation of a GenBank genome assembly